Molecule: messenger RNA, 3691 nt
Organism: Pseudophryne corroboree (corroboree frog)
Lineage: Eukaryota; Metazoa; Chordata; Amphibia; Anura; Myobatrachidae
Product: SH2 domain-containing adapter protein D-like
Exons: 8
Coding region: 645-1739 (364 amino acids)
Molecular function (GO): phosphotyrosine residue binding
Source: RefSeq, a predicted model, not a curated record
CCCAUCUCUCACCUCCUGUCUCUCCCCCAACUCUCACCUCCUACCUCUGCCCAUCUCUCACCUCCUGCUUCUGCCUCUCACCUCCAGCCUCUCUCCCAACUUUCACCUCCUGCCUCUCCCUAUCUCUCACCUCAUGCCUCUCCACACCUCUCAUUUACAACCUCUCCCCCAACUCUCACCUCCUGUCUCUCCCCAUCUUUCACCUCGCUCCUGCCUCUCUAUCAACUCACACUUCCAGCCUCUCCCCCAUCCCUCACCUCCUGCCUCUUCCCCGGCAACAUCUCACCUCUUGCCUCCCCCCAAAUAGUUCCCCCAGUGUGCGAUGCAAUUUGCAGUCUCGUUCAAUCAGAUACAGACUUUCUCCUCUCCCCCCAGUGUAACAAGGAGCCAGGACAGCCCCUCCUCUAUACAUCUGCUGCUGCUGCCACCUCCUCCAUCCUCCAACCCACAGAGACAAUAAUAAGCUACUUCUGUACUGUAACUGGAUUGAUGUGCUGCAACAAGGGAACCGGUCCUCCCGCUCAGGUUCCCAUCUCCUUAUACAAGAGAGCAGUGUGCUGACCACCAUGCACUAACCUAGAAGUGGUCCAGAUAGCAGAAGCUGAGUUUGGGUUUCACAUUGUGGCUGCAGGGCCAGUUUUCUAAUGGCACGGUGGCUGAGGGAUUACUUAAAUUUUGGGAGUAAGAGGUCUCCACCUCAGCCUCCCAAGCCCGACUACACGGAAAGUGAAAUCCUACGGGCCUACAGGGCUCAGAAGAGUCUAGAUUUUGAGGACCCAUAUGAGGAGAAGGACAAUGAACAGGGAUCCCAGCCCAGGCUUGAUGAGCUGCAACUGACCAUAGUGUCUCCCAGGCACCGUCUUAUCAAAGUGGAGCCAUCGGAAUGUAAACGGAAACCUCACCUGGGAUCAGAGGAGGAUACUGGAGGAAAGGUCCCCAGUGUCUAUGAUUAUUCUAACCCAUUUGAUUUGAAGAACAAUCCGUAUGAUCAUGAGGAAAUGGAAGAUACCAGUUACAUGGAACCAUAUAACAGUCAGAGACCACCGGAAGAUCAGCACAGCCCAGGGGAGAAGGAGUCUGACAAGGUUCUCCAGCUGUAUGACUCUCCAUAUAAUGAUAAAUACCGGACCAUCCCUCAUGAAAGGUGCCAGCCCUCUGAGGAUGAGAGACCAGCAGAUGAGUAUGACCAGCCCUGGGAGUGGAAGAAAGAUAACAUCAGCCGAGCCUUUGCAGUUCAGUUUGAGGGCUCAGGAUGGCCUUGUGAUUCCCCCCAUUCAAGAGCACGGCUUCUGCAGUCCACUCCCAGGAGCCCGGUAAACCUUCGACCCUCUACUCCGGAGCUUUCUGGUAACCAACGAGAUCACGGGUCCCCUCCUAAAGAUCUACCAGAUGCCCUAAGAGUGCGGAAGGCAAAUUGUGGAGAGCUACAAAGACAAGGGUGGUUCCAUGGUGCGAUGAGCUGCACAGAUGCAGAAAGGCGCUUACACAAGAGUGAAGCAGGGAGCUUCUUGGUGCGCACAGAGGCUGAGAGCAUGUAUUUCCUGUCCGUUAGGGGGCACUACAGCAUCUUGCACGUGAAGCUGACAGGCACGCCAGUUGGUCAGUUCAUGCUCGGCGACAGUGGUCCGUCCUUCCUGUGCAUUCAUGAUCUGGUCCAGCAUUACAGCCAGUGUCCCCUGCUUUUCCCUGGGGAAGGACAAAUAUGCCUGCGACAUCUGGUGUCUGCAGUGACACAAUGAGAUGUAGUAACCAAAUAGUGACUCUUUAAUUGUGACUACACCAUUGACUAACGGUAAAUCACAUGCCUUAAUACUUACAUGAAUGGGAGAAGCAUCAUGGACUAAAUGCCCAUCAUCUAGUGUUGCUGAGGAAACCUUUGUUUGUUAUCUUGCCAAAUACAAAUUUAAUAUCUUUGCAUACUACACAAAAGAGCAGAGUGAAUACAUGAGGGUGCUGGAGGGGAAGAGAUCACUUGCCCGCCACAUGGCCUCUGUAUUGAAGAUCCAUGUCAGGAUGGUUAGUUCUAAAAUAUGGGAGUACAGCUGUUAUGCUUACAGAUUUGGGGGUGGGGGGAGGGGUGGAUUGUGUUCAGUGCCCCGUCCUCUCCAUACAGCAGAGCCAUCCCAUCCCAUAUACCUUCUGCCAGUGGCCAUCUUUCUUGUGGCAUUUUUGGAAAUCUGCAAAGGCACUGGCACAGUGCCAGAGUGUAUGCAAACUUCUGCACAGGCGCCAUUUUUCUUUAUUUCCCACCAAAAAGAUGGCCGCUGACAGCAGGUAUGGGAAGGGGACACUGCACGGCACACAGUGGGAUCUCUUCUGGGUGCACAUUGCUGGAUCUGAGGUUUUGACACCAAUCGUCCCACACCAAGGGGAUUCUACGUAACUUGUCCUAUGGAACAUUGGGGGUCAUUCCGAGUUGUUCGCUCGUUGCCGAUUUUCGCAACGGAGCGAUUAAGGCGAAAAUGCGCAUGGUACGCAGUGCGCAUGCGCUAAGUAUUUUAGCACAAAACUUAGUAGAUUUACUCACGUCUGAACGAAGAAUUUUCAUCGCUGAAGUGAUCGGAGUGUGAUUGACAGGAAGUGGGUGUUUCUGGGCGGAAACUGACCGUUUUCUGGGAGUGUGCGGAAAAACGCAGGCGUGCCAGGAUAAAACGAGGGAGUGUCUGGAGAAACGGGGGAGUGGCUGGCCGAACGCAGGGCGUUUGUGACGUCAAACCAGGAACGAAACUGACUGAACUGAUCGCAGUGUAGGAGUAAGUCUCGAGCUACUCAGAAACUGCUAAGAAUUUUCUAUUCGCAAUUCUGCUAAUCUUUCGUUCGCUAUUCUGCUAAGCUAAGAUACACUCCCAGAGGGUGGCGGCCUAGCGUGUGCAAUGCUGCUAAAAUCUGCUAGCGAGCGAACAACUCGGAAUGAGGGCCUUUAUGGCAAUACUCUGUAGCUGCACCGCUGGGACCUUCCUUUGCACAUAAAACAGAGUGAUUAUGGAAUGAGGAGGCAUUCCCAGGAGAUGAUUUUAGAUGUGCGCAAAGUGAUGGUUUGUGUACAUCUCCGAUGUUUAGUGAACUGCGUAUGCGCAAGACCCGUUCUACACACGUUGUUGGACACAGUGCUCCCAAAGCUGCAACCUGAGUGACAGGUAGUGGCAGCUGGGGGCAGGGCAUGUCGUCCUUGUUUUGUAGGCGUGCUGAAGCCAGGACACAGCAGCCGGCAGGAGGUGGGUAUUUACACAGGACAUCUCCUGCAGAAUUACUAUAUUCUCACACAGCAUCAGUGUAUAUGUCUGCAUCAGGACCUGGGCGCAGUACAAUUGUUGUUACUGUUAUUUAUGCUGAUGAGCUGAAGGUGAGGGCCCCACUCCCUCCUCUGACCACCCGUGACUGCUCUGAGUGUUACUCGGGAAUUAGAUAUGUACGAACUGGCUUUAUUGCUUCAUUCCAGACUUCUAUAUAUCGCUAUCAUUUAAAGCAUUUAUAUAAACAACUGAAUGGUUUUAUGUUUGAAAUCCUUUUCCCUGUCAUAUUAUUCUUUUCUAACGUACUUCCUUAGAAUACUAGAGAUAUGCUCUUGCUGUUGGUCGGACCCCAGAUGGAGUCCCAGAAUGUGAUUUUGGGGGCUCCUUACUGAUACGCAAUAUGUUUUCUUGGGAAAGGCUGCUUUUGUGUUCGCACAUUGGGGGUCACUCUGAGUUAA